CCGCCGCGCGCGUCCCCGUCCGCUGCGGGGCUCCAAGGCCGAAGAGAAAAGACUGCGAGCUGCCCAUGGCUGUGGCUUAGAGAGCCAUCAAAUUGAACAGCCAUCUACAAGAACUACAUUUUCACAUUCCCACCAGUGGUGCUGAAGGGUUCAAUUAUACCAUAAUCUUAGCAACAUUUAUUUCCCAAUUGUGUAACACAAAGAAUGAGCCAGAAGUGAAAGAGAAACCACUGCAAGUUGGCUGACUGCUGGUAAAGAAGAUGCUUUAUUUUUGUGGCAAACAUAUGUGGAAUCUGUAAUGGAAAUGAUGGCUGGCUGUGGUGAAAUUGAUCAUUCAAUGAACAUGCUUCCUACAAACAGGAAAGCAAAUGAGUCCUGUUCUAAUAGCGCACCUUCUCUACCUGUUCCUGAAUGUGCCAUUUGUCUGCAAACGUGUGUUCACCCCGUCAGUUUGCCCUGUAAGCAUGUUUUCUGCUAUCUGUGUGUAAAAGGAGCUUCAUGGCUUGGUAAGAGAUGUGCCCUUUGUCGACAAGAAAUUCCAGAAGAUUUCCUUGACAAGCCAACUUUGUUAUCACCAGAAGAACUCAAGGCAGCAAGUAGAGGAAAUGGUGAAUAUGCAUGGUAUUAUGAAGGAAGAAAUGGGUGGUGGCAGUAUGAUGAGCGUACUAGUAGAGAGCUGGAAGAUGCUUUCUCCAAGGGUAAAAAGAACACUGAGAUGUUAAUUGCUGGGUUUCUAUAUGUUGCUGAUCUUGAAAAUAUGGUUCAAUAUAGGAGAAAUGAACAUGGACGUCGCAGGAAGAUUAAGAGAGAUAUAAUAGAUAUACCAAAGAAGGGUGUAGCUGGACUUAGACUGGAUUGUGACACUAAUACUGUAAACCUAGCAAGAGAGAGUUCUGCAGAUGGAGCGGACAGCAUAUCAGCACAGAGCGGAGCUUCUGCUCAGCCUCCGGUGUCAUCUUCUGUAAGGCCCUUAACAUCAAUAGAUGGUCAGUUAACCAGUCCUGCAACACCCUCCCCUGAUGCAGGCACUACUCUGGAAGACUCUUUUGCUCAUUUACAACUCAGUGGAGACAGCAUAGCUGAAAGGAGUCACAGAGGGGAAGGAGAAGAAGAUCAUGAAUCACCAUCUUCAGGCAGGGUACCAGACACUUCCAAUGAAGAAACUGAAUCUGAUGCCAGUAGUGAGAGUGAAGAUGUUUCUGCAGUUGUUGCACAGCACUCUUUGACCCAACAGAGACUUUUGGUUUCUAAUACAAACCAGACAGUAGCUGAUCGGUCAGAUCGAUCUGGAGCUGAUCGGUCAGUAGCAGGGGGAGGAACAGUGAGUGUGAGUGUCAGAUCUAGAAGGCCUGACGGACAGUGCACAGUAACUGAAGUUUAAAUAAACAUCUUCAGUUUCACACUCAAGGCUGAAAUGGUGAUCUGUAAAUUUCUGCCCACAUAACAUUAUACUCAUCCCUAAUAGUGCAUUUUGGGAGUUGGGGUGGGAAGGGAUAUGGGAAGGAUAGACCGGAAAUUAAAAUGUCUUAACAUGUCUCUGUUGAGAAAUUUAUUUAAUGUAAGAAAUUUGGGUAUUAAUAGUUGAGAGCUGUUUAGUAGUAACCCAGUUUUCUUGACAUGUUUACUUUAAAUUUUUUAAAAGAUUUCCUUAGUUCUUUUGGACAGUGUGUGUUUUAUCUGUGCAUUAAUGGUCCACAUCUGACUCUUGCACUGUUUUAUUUUUUUGCAUGGGUUAACAUAAAAUCAUUACUAAAAUUUUGCACCCGUAAGAUGUUUGAUGUCAUUAUACACAGGAAGCUUAAUUUAAUGUGGAAGUGGAUGUGAAUUUGGAACUUCAAAAUAGAUAAAUAACAACUAUUUUAUAGUAAAGUAUUGAAAUGGAAAUGUAAACAGCUAGUAAAACUUAUGUUUCAGCAUCUUUGUAACACACUUCAUGAUGUUCCUUCCCAUAGGCUUUGCUGUCUAGUCCUUGUACUUUGAGGUUUCUCUUGGUCUGAAUUUUUCUUUUUGAUUAAAAAGUUUAUAAUUUAAUAAAUACUAGAGUUUAUCAAAAAUAAUUUGUCUCUGGUUUGAGUCUGGAAAAGGGAUGGAAAUACUUCAGUGAUUGUGGCCAAAGGUCACUAUAAAGGUAAUGGCUGGAAUUGAUUAUAUUCUACUUAAUCACCGAUUCAGAAGUUUAAUUUCUUCAUAGAAAACAAUUAAAUUGAAUUAUGUGUGGAGUAAACAGUUAUGGAA
Molecule: messenger RNA, 2235 nt
Organism: Dipodomys ordii (Ord's kangaroo rat)
Lineage: Eukaryota; Metazoa; Chordata; Mammalia; Rodentia; Heteromyidae
Gene: Rnf146
Product: ring finger protein 146
Exons: 4
Coding region: 299-1381 (360 amino acids)
Biological process (GO): ubiquitin-dependent protein catabolic process; Wnt signaling pathway
Cellular component (GO): nucleus; cytoplasm
Molecular function (GO): poly-ADP-D-ribose binding; ubiquitin protein ligase activity; zinc ion binding
Source: RefSeq, a predicted model, not a curated record